AUGAUAAUUGAUUUGGUGGCAAGUAUAAAUUAAUAAAUUGAAAUUCAAUAAGUAAUGAUGAUAUUAUUCACAUAAAAUGUCAAUAAAUAUCAUGAAAAUACUCAUUAUUUAUAAUUGCGUUUAUAAAUAUUGUCUCUGUAUAAAUUUGAUUCAUCAAUAGAUGAUUUUGUGGGUUAAACACAUAUGCUAUAGUCUUCUAGUUCGCUAUACAUCAAUAAUUAAGCCUUAGCUUUUUAAGAACUUUCAGCAGCACUUUAAUACUUAUAAUAAGCUAUUGUUAAAACUAAUAAAAUAAAAAAAAAUUGCAUGAAUUCAUUAGUGAUACUUAAAUUAAUCUAGGAAUAGCAAAGGUACAUGAAAAAUAAUUUUAAUAAGAUCUUUACAUUUAUUUUAGCAAGUUAGUAUAUUCACAAUAAAAUCUAAAUGAAAUAAAAAAAAAUGAAGAUAUAAUACAUAUACUAAUAAAUUUUGCCAAAAUAUCCAGCAAAUUUGUAGGAACAUUAUUUGUAACAUUAAAAGUUAGAAAAUAAUUCAAUGCAGUUAUAGGAUUCAAAAAAAAAAGCAGUAAUCAAGAGCUUUUUCAAUUACCAUUUAUAGAUUUAUUUAAUCAUGCCAAAAAUAAUAAUUAUGGAAAAUUCUAUAGUGAUUUUUUUGAUAGAAAUUAAAUUGAUCUGUUGA
This is a messenger RNA of Paramecium primaurelia, 678 nucleotides long. The record is from the annotation of a GenBank genome assembly. Lineage: Eukaryota; Ciliophora; Oligohymenophorea; Peniculida; Parameciidae.